Messenger RNA from Lindgomyces ingoldianus, 1020 nucleotides. Its product is annotated as L30e-like protein. Gene Ontology annotation, biological process: ribosome biogenesis; snRNA pseudouridine synthesis; rRNA pseudouridine synthesis. Lineage: Eukaryota; Fungi; Ascomycota; Dothideomycetes; Pleosporales; Lindgomycetaceae. The transcript is spliced from 2 exons. The record is from RefSeq and is a predicted model, not a curated record. Bases 90 to 806 code for a protein of 238 amino acids. Gene Ontology annotation, molecular function: box H/ACA snoRNA binding. Gene Ontology annotation, cellular component: box H/ACA snoRNP complex.
ACAGCUUGCAACCUCACCACGACCAGCACCCUCUCACUGCACACCAUCUACCAGUUGCUAUUGAGUAUAUUCAAUCAAAAUCAUACAUAAUGGGAAAGGAUCACUCUGACAAGAAGAUUAAGAAGGAGAAGAAAGAGAAGAAGGAAAAGCGCGCCGAGGAAAACGGCGUUGUGAAGGUGAAGAAAGAGAAGAAAGAAAAGAAGAGCAAGACAGUUGACAGCGAUGUGAAAGUCACAAAAGCCUUGGAGGCAGAACUUGAAAGGGCCGCUUCACCAGAGGUAUCACUGGUGAGACUGGACGACGAUGGGGAUGUCUCGAUGCAAGACAACAAGCCCGCACUGGGUUCGCUGGUACCGUUUGCGAACCCUCUUGCAGACGACCCUAAGGAAAUCAAGAAGAUCUUGCGAACGGUUAGGAAAUCGGCCAAAACCAAGACUCUGAGACGCGGCGUUAAGGAAGUCGUUAAAGCUCUUCGCAAGUCGGAGGCCGCCACUCCCUCAGCUGCCAACAUGGCGGACCCACCUGCCGUUUGUAUCAUUGCCGCCGACAUCUCUCCUAUGGACGUCAUCUCGCACAUCCCAGUCCUCUGCGAAGACCACCUCAUUCCAUACAUCUACAUCAGAUCGCGGGCGGAACUCGGCGAAGCCAGCGCGACAAAGAGGCCAACUAGUGUCGUCAUGAUUGCUAGAGAGCGUGUGUCAAAGAAGGUGAAGGAUAUCAAGGACAGUGAUGUGAAGGAAUUCCAAGAUGCAUACGGUGAUCUAGUUAAGCUUGUCAUCAAGGCGUCGAGAACUGUGCGGAAAUGAGGAAGUCAGUUCAGUAUGGAUUGAAGUCUCUUUGCUAUGGCGUUGUGUCGUUACAACGGGAAUGGAGUCUGGCGUUCAAUGCCUACGGGCCGGGAUCUAUACAGCAUCCAGAGAGCCAUAAUCGGGAGUAUCCAGAGGCCGGCUAGCUUCUGAGUUUCAAUCUCGUUCAAGACCUGCUUCGAAGUAGUCCUUAUGUCCGAUAAAUCCUGUUGUG